Molecule: messenger RNA, 2328 nt
Organism: Acanthocheilonema viteae
Lineage: Eukaryota; Metazoa; Nematoda; Chromadorea; Rhabditida; Onchocercidae
Source: the annotation of a GenBank genome assembly
AUGUCUUGAAGAAGACAUAAAUUCAUCGGACAGACGUUAACCCCCGGUUAUGCACGACAACUAUCAUCACAACUUGCCAAGUCAACGUUUCUUUCUGUGAAGGUUGACUUGGCCGCGGAAUACCAAUCGGACUGUUGGCCAAAACUAAAGGAUGCGUUUGUCAAAGUAACACAAAAAGGAUUAAAGUUAGGUGGUGUGGUUUGGUUUUGUAAUUAUCGACCUCUUCCUUGUUUCAGAUGCCGACGGACAAUUUGUUCGGGACAGGAUGAGGGAAUAACGGGCAAAAGCGCGAUGGCUAACACAUCCGAAGUAGGAUCGAUAAUUACGGAUGAAGCGGACUUGGCUCAACUUGAUACAAAAUCGAAAAUUAUUGGAGAAACUUACGCGGUGGAAAAAAUUGUUGGGAUAAAAACGAACGAGAUGGGCGAAAAACUCUAUAAGGUACGAUGGAAAGGCUUCUCCGAAAGUGAAGAUACCUGGGAACCGUAUGAGAAUUUAACGGAUGGCUGUGAUCGGUUAAUUAUCGAUUAUGAAGUUAGUCAAAAGUCGAAAAAUGACGAGAAUGGGAAGCAUUUACUGCCAUCAACUAGUAGAAGCAAUGAUGCAUCGGAAAAUAGCGCCGAGCGAAAUAGCCGACAUCCCAAUGCUAUUCGCUGGGAGUACGAAACAGUUGAAGUUCUCACACCAGAUGAAUGGAAUCGAUUUGGUGAUGUUGAAAAUCGUGAACUGGGUGGUCUUUAUAUUCCAGAUCGAAUUCCAACUGAAACAGAAAAGCUGCUAUGUAAUCUUGCCCCGGAUGUGGGACGUGUCACCAGAAAUAAGCUGAAAACUGUUAUGAAAACAGAAAGUUCUCCAAUAAAUGAAACAUUAUCAUCUGAUUCUGGUAAAAAACAGGCUGCUAGAGGCAGGCGACGAGUUGGAAAAAAAAAUGGGACAUCGAUAAAUAUGAAAAAAGCAACCGAUGAUGGGCGACAUAGUGUUAUCAAAGACGAAAGCAAAAUGUUGACAAAUAGCAGUAAAGUUGAGGAAGAACGGAAAGAGUCUCUGCUAGAAACCUUUUCGGAAGCAGCAGUUGCAGUAAAAUCGGAAAUUCCAGAUGAACUGUUGCUGUUGAAGUGUGCCGAUAAUGGUUUACAGAUUGUGGCGGCGGAUACAUCCACGGAAGACGAACAGUCUGUAAUUAUUAGAAGUAGCUCUUCAGUUCGCAAUAUUAGUAAUAGACGUGCAGGACGAGGCAGAGGAGGAAGCCGAGGAUGUGGAAGACGGAAAAAAACAUCUACACCACUCCGUUUGAUUGAGGAUGCCAUAUCACCAGCUAAUUCUGAAGUGAGGCCAACAAAUGCUGAAUAUGAUGAAAUACCAAAUUUGGUAGUGGAUGAAAUGGAACCGGUAUCUGAUGAAGAGAGGUCGAAUUCAGUGUGUGAAAAUACAUCGAUGAAUUGUCGGGGUAAGUCCCGCGGUCGAGGGUUAACAAGGGGAAGCAGAGGGAAACGAACAACUGCCUCACGUGCAGCGAUUGUAAUGGAUACCAGUGAGAUGUCUGACAGCAACAGCAGAUCGACUAAGGGCAGAAAGCGAAAAAUCUCUACAAAUACCGAUGACAUUAUUGAAAAGCGGGGACCUCCAAACGUAGAUAACACCGCUCGCGUGCUUCCUGCAGAUGAUGAAUCAGAUGAGCCAGAACCAGACAUUUCAGCGCUAGAAAUGCUUGCCUUUGAAACACCAGAGUUACCAAUACCUUUGACGUGUGCUGAGAUUUCAGCUAUCGAAAUUGCUACAAUUCGCAGACAUCAACAAAAUCGCGAAAAGCCCCUACAGACAUUUGAGCAGUUUCGAAGUGCAGUUUUGACGAAUCAACUUUCGGCUGUUAGAUGGACGGGUCGUUGCGUACCAGAAAGGCGCGGUUUUGAUUUCAACCAGAAAUAUCGCGGCAAAACUGUUGCAAUUGAAUUGUGUGAGAGACCUUGUGGUCCGGCUCAUGAAACUGAUGACAUGUUACGACAAAUUGUCCGCGACGGCGCAAGACUGGAUAUACCGGACGACACAAGGGGACGCAUUCCACUGCAUUUUGCUAUAUCUUGCGAGUCACCAGUAAAUACUGAAGAUAAGGAUAAAAAGACACCGUUGCAGCUAGCGGUUUUCACCACUCGUCCGCCAAAUUUCGAAGCGACAAAAACUAUUUAUCUACUUCUCGAGUAUGGUGCGGAUGUUAAUGAAGUGAUCAAGAAAAUGACACCAUUGCGAAAUAGAUAUCUAUCAAAUCUUGUCGAUCAUCAACAACGCCUUUCAGAGGCUUUUGAUGAAGCAAGGAUGAAAACUUUGGUGUAA